AUGGACCCCCGCCACUGCGCCGCCCUCCAGAUCUCCACCCGGGACCCCCAGGAGGACUUCGAGCUGCUCCAGCGUGUGGGGGGCGGCACGUACGGGGAGGUUUUCAAGGCCCGGGGCAAGGCGGCAGGGGAACUGGUGGCCAUCAAGAUGGUGAAGGUGGAACCAGACGAUGACGUCUCCACCCUCCAGCAGGAGAUUCUGAUCAUCCGCAACUGCAAGCACCCCAACAUCGUUGCCUAUCACGGCAGCUACCUCAGGUUUAACAAGCUGUGGAUCUGCAUGGAGUUCUGCGGGGCUGGGUCUCUCCAGGACAUUUAUCACGUGACGGGGCCUCUGACGGAGCUGCAGAUCGCCUAUGUGUGCAGGGAGGUCCUCCAGGGCCUGGCCUACCUACACUCCCAAGGCAAGAUCCACCGGGACAUCAAGGGAGCCAACAUCCUCAUCAAUGACAGCGGAGAGGUCAAACUGGCGGACUUUGGGAUCUCGGCCCAGCUCAGCGCCACGUUUGCCCGGCGGCUGUCCUUCAUCGGCACCCCCUACUGGAUGGCCCCAGAAGUGGCGGCGGUGGCCCUGAAGGGAGGCUACACCGAGCUGUGUGACAUCUGGUCCGUGGGCAUCACGGCCAUCGAGCUGGCCGAGCGGCAACCGCCCAUGUUCGACGUGCACCCACUCAGGGUGCUUUUCCUCAUGACCAAGAGUGGCUACCAGCCCCCCAAGCUGAAGGACAAGGCGCGCUGGUCUGCCACCUUUCACAACUUCGUCAAAGUCGCCCUGACCAAGAACCCCAAGAAGAGGCCCUGUGCCACUAAGAUGCUCAGCCACCAGAUGGUGGCCCAGCCGAGGCUGAACCGCGGCCUGACCCUGGAGCUGCUGGAAAGGCUGCGGGACCCGAGCAAGCACCGGACAGGGUCGGGGGGCGUCGAGCCCGAGGAAGAGGAGCCAGAGCUCCCGCCCGCCGUCCCCCGCCGGAUCCACUCCACUCACAGGGGAGGCCCCUCCGAGCGCCCCGACUCCGACAGCGGCCGACGGCACAUCGAGUUCAGACCGUUCUGCAGAAGGAAGGUGGACAGUUCGCCGGGCACGGCUCUGGCCCAGGACCCCGGAGAUGGGAGAAGCGCCACCGAGGCCUUCAUCCGCAGCAGCGGCAGCAGCAGGGAGCAGCUGUCAGACUCGGAAAAUGAUUACGACGACGUGGACGUCCCCUCCGUGCCCACCGACGUCCCCCCUCCGUUGCCCCCCAAGCCCAAAUUCCGGUCUCCGUCGGACGAAGGGCCUGCCGUCGAGGAGGGCUGGUUGAGCCCGGGGGUCCUGGUUCGCUGCGCCAGCGGGCCUCCUCCCCGGACUCCCCACCCGGCGCCUCUCCCAGCCCCCCGAAGCCCCCACCUCUCCGCUCGCUCAGAUCCAUCGCUUUGGUGUCCACCCCAAGAGCCCGACAGGCCACCUGUCCUGCCCCCUAAAAUGGAGAAGAAGCGGAGAUCGGACUGCUCACUCCUGGUCAAAGUGUUUAAUGGCUGUCCCCUCCGCAUCACCAGUACCAGCUCCUGGACCCAUCCCACCACCAAAGAUCAACACCUGAUCCUGGGGGCGGAGGAGGGCAUCUUCACCCUGAACCGCAGCGAGCAGGAGGCCACCCUGGAGAUGCUCUUCCCCAGCCGGACCUCCUGGGUCCACUGCGUCAGUAAUGUCCUCAUGUCCGUCUCAGGGAAGACUGCCCAGUUGUACGCUCACAGCCUGCUGGGGCUGCUGGACAAGAAGGAACUGAGGCUGGCGGCCUACAUCGGGCCCCACCGCCUGCUGCCCCGGAAGAACGCCGUCUCCAGCAAGAUCCCAGACACCAAGGGCUGCCAGAGCUGCUGCGUGGCCCAGAGCCCCGGGAGCGGCUGCCAGUACCUGUGUGCGGCCCUGGAGGCCGGCGUGGCCUUGCUCCAGUGGUACGAGCCUAUGCAGAAGUUCCUGCUGGUCAAGCAAGUGGCCUUCCCGCUGCCCGCCCCGCUGCGCGUGUUCUCGCUGCUGACCGCCUCGGAGGCCGAGCUCCCGUCCGUCUGCAUCGGGGUCAGCCCAGGGCCCGGACCCUCGAGGCCCGUCCGCUUCCACAAGCUGCGCCUCGGACCCCUGUCCAGCUGGUUCGGCGAUUCCUGCUCAGAGGGCUCAGCGCCGGUACAGGUGACCCAGCUGGAAGACAACUUGGUGCUGGUGCUGUUGGAUGGAAGCCUGCGCCUGGUGACAGUGGAGGGGAGCCCCGCCCCGGGAAUGCUGGUGUCCGAGAUUCCCCUCAGCGAGGCCGUGGAGGCCGUGGCUCUGGUUGGGGACCGGCUCCAGGCCUUCUGGAAACACGGGGUGCAAGUUUGGGCCCUCGGCUCGGACCAGCCUCUGCAAGAACUGAGAGACACAAGCCUGACCUUUCGGCUCCUUGGAUCACCCAGGCCUGUGGUGGUGGAGACAAGGCCGGCUGAUGACCCCAGCGCCCCCAGCAACCUGUACAUCCAAGAAUGAGGGGGUCCAGCCCCCCCC
Tachyglossus aculeatus (Australian echidna) is the source of this 2511-nucleotide messenger RNA. It is a transcript of the gene MAP4K1, whose product is annotated as mitogen-activated protein kinase kinase kinase kinase 1. Gene Ontology annotation, molecular function: ATP binding; MAP kinase kinase kinase kinase activity. Gene Ontology annotation, biological process: protein phosphorylation. The transcript has 31 exons. The coding region runs from base 1 to 2493 and encodes 830 amino acids. Lineage: Eukaryota; Metazoa; Chordata; Mammalia; Monotremata; Tachyglossidae. The record is from RefSeq and is a predicted model, not a curated record.